AUGGAAGAAGAGAUAGGUGCAGCUAGGGAAUGGGAGAUUGCACAGCAAUUAGUAGAGAAGAAAGCCCAAGUCAAGGUCUCGGUGGCUUUGCCCCAGAUGAAGGUAGUCGCUCAAUCUGAUGCGGCUUGGUCCAAAUCAUCACUCAAUGCAGGACUAGGGUGGGUCGUUUCGACACCCGAGAAUCACACAGAAGGAAGCAGAAGCGCUAGCUUCAUCCCAUCAGUGUUGAUUGCAGAAGGACUGGCGCUUAGAGAAGGAGUUGAAGCUUGCCGUUCCCUAGGAGUUAAGGAAGUGAGAUUUGAAUCUGAUUCAGCACAAUUGAUUAAAGCCAUCAACAGGAAGGAACCCCCUUUGGAGAUUUAUGGUAUUGUGUCGGAUAUCCUAGCUUUGUCUAUAGAAUUUGAUGUUGUUGUUUUUGUUUAG
Messenger RNA from Raphanus sativus (radish), 423 nucleotides. RefSeq lists its product as uncharacterized. The transcript is spliced from 2 exons. The record is from RefSeq and is a predicted model, not a curated record. Lineage: Eukaryota; Viridiplantae; Streptophyta; Magnoliopsida; Brassicales; Brassicaceae. Gene Ontology annotation, molecular function: nucleic acid binding; RNA-DNA hybrid ribonuclease activity. The coding region runs from base 1 to 423 and encodes 140 amino acids.